Messenger RNA from Lucilia cuprina (Australian sheep blowfly), 1504 nucleotides. RefSeq lists its product as uncharacterized. Gene Ontology annotation, cellular component: cytoplasm. Lineage: Eukaryota; Metazoa; Arthropoda; Insecta; Diptera; Calliphoridae. The transcript is spliced from 3 exons. Bases 112 to 1446 code for a protein of 444 amino acids. The record is from RefSeq and is a predicted model, not a curated record. Gene Ontology annotation, biological process: protein transport.
AGUAGACAAACAGUUAGCAGUUGCUAGUCAUAAGAAAAAUAUUAAAAGUUAACGCAAGAAGUUAUUAAAAAAAAAUAAAGUAAAUAAAUAAAUCUCAGAAAAAAAGUGAAGAUGUGUACAACAUCAUGUACAAUAGAAUUUGAAAAUGCCAACCAAUGUUAUCGGCCCGGUGAAGUUAUCAAAGGUCAAGUGAUUUUUAAUGUUAAUGGUACCAGUACUAUAGUAAUAAAAGCUUUAUCACUACAAUUCGCGGGGUUUGCUUGUACCAGAUGGGAAAAACCAGAAAAAGUUAAAAAAUCGCAAAAACAAAAACCUAAAAUUUAUAUAGAAAAUAGAGAAGAUUAUGUGUCUACUACAAAUUAUUUAAUUGGUUCAGAAAUGGCUAAUCUCAAGCCUUUAGAACCGGGAAGAUAUACCUACAAUUUUAUGGUACACAUACCACAAAAUGUGCCCUCCACAUUUGAUAGUCCUUUGGGUUUUAUACGUUAUGAGUUAACAGUUAAUGCUGAUUAUUCCGAUCAUAUAGAACAAGUCUAUAACUCAGCUAUACAUAUUGAACAAUUAAAGGAUUUAAGACUAUUAGAUGCAGCUGUACAAUUGCCCGAAGAAAAAGAGCAAUUGGAAAAAAAGUCCUGUUUAAAAUUCUGGCAAAAGCCGCUACAUCUUUAUGUCAGUGUACCACAAAAAGCUUUUAUAGCCGGCGAAUGUAUCUGUGUUCAUAUAAAACUAACAAAUUUGGCCAAAUUAAAACUUAAUUCUAUAACCAGUAAUUUAAAUCGUAUAGCUACCUAUAAAGGUUUUAUAAAUGAAAAAACGCCACAAACCACAACCGAAAUUACAACAAUUGCCUCAAAUAUUCAUAGUUUAUAUGGUCAAAAUUCAAAUAUCAUACAACAUUUACAGCAAAUUUUUAUACCACCAGUCCCGCCCACUAUGGCCUUUGAUGAAUGUAGGUGCAUAGGUUUACAAUAUGAAUUGGAAGUUUUGGUAAAAUGUCAAAAUAAAAAGAGAUGGGUUAGAACUACAAUACCCAUUUUAAUGGGUACUGUAUCGCUGAAAAGUGAUGUUAAAAUUGUGCCUCUUAAUAUGACCAUGUACAACAAUAAUAAUGUGGCUUCAAUAACAGUCGCUAAAUCAAUGGAAGAGUUGACUUUGCCAUCUGUAAUGGAUAUGCAGCCGAAUAUCGUUGUUAUGCAAGCGACACAAAUCAGUGCUUCGAUGGGAUCUUUGACAUCCACUUUCAAAGAAGCUGAAUUUAUGACUGGUGUUCAGUUGAAUAAAAAAACUCGACAUCAAAUUACUGGAGAUUUAACAGAUUUUAAGCCAAAAUAUUUAUAUUAUGAUUUACCAGAGGAACUACAAGAGAAUCUACAAGACGAUAUACCCACAACUAGUCAACUAAGUAGGGAAAAUAAUGAAUAUACAGAGAAGAUCGAAAUGUUAUGAUUGACGAUAUAAUCAUAUUAAUAAAGAAUUUAUAUUUAAAAUUUUUAUAUAAAAAAUA